AGCAUUUUUUCUCAUUAUUGAGUGGAAUGGAAGACAGACACAAAGAGAACAGCAGACCACUACAAAGGCAAGUACUUCUCUUAUUCUUCUCUUUGUUCUGCAAAGCUGCAUCACAGAACAUUCAGUAUUCAGUUCCUGAAGAAAUGGAAAAGGGCUCCGUUGUGGGAAAUCUUGCUAAAGAUCUGAGGCUGAAUACUGGAGAAAUAGCAAAGAGCAGUCUGCACAUCCUUUCUCUAGGCAGAAAGCAGUAUUUCUCUAUAAGUUCAGAAAAUGGGGAUCUUUUUGUAAAUGAAAAGAUUGAUAGAGAGGAAAUAUGUGGGGAAAGUAUAACCUGCCCCAUCAAUUUUGAAGUGAUGGCUAAAAACCCCAUGAAUAUUUUUCACGUAACUGUAGAGAUCCAGGAUAUAAAUGACAAUGCACCACAUUUUGUGCAUAGUGAUAUCAAGCUAGAGAUAAAUGAAUUAACUUUGCCAGGAACUUCUUUUAUCUUAGAGCAAGCAGAGGAUCCUGACAUUGGGGUGAAUACUCUCCAGGAUUAUCACAUUAAUAAUAACCACUAUUUUGCUUUGGAAGUCAGAGAAAGACAAGAUGGGAACAAAUAUGCAGAAUUAGUACUAAACAAACAGUUGGAUCAUGAAAGUGAAAGCGAUUUCCAUUUAAUACUUACAGCUCUGGAUGGAGGGAACCCUCCCAAAACAGGGACAGCCAAAAUAUGGAUUACUGUCAUUGAUGCCAAUGACAAUCCACCUGUUUUCACUCAAAAGAUGUAUAUGGUGACCCUGAGGGAGAACACACCAAUUGGGUCUUUAGUGGUACAGGUGAAAGCCACAGACAAAGAUGCAGGUUCCAAUAGCCAUAUCACCUAUGCAUUUAGAAACAUCCCUGAACGUGCUCGCCAGAAAUUCAAUUUGGAUCCACAAAAUGGGAAAAUUACAGUUAAGGAGGCUCUGGACUUUGAAGAAACAGAAAAAUAUAUGAUGACAGUAGAAGCAAGAGAUGGAGGUGGAUUAGCAGCUCAGUGCAAUGUUGAAAUAAAACUGGCAGAUGAGAAUGACAAUGCACCAGAAGUGAUUCUUGCCUCUUUAUCCAGUCCAAUACCUGAAGAUUCUGCAGCAGGAACUCUGGUAGCUCUUAUCAACAUUAAUGAUAGAGAUUCUGGAGAUAAUGGGGAAAUUACUUGCUACUUAAAGUACAGUUUCCCAUUCAAAGUACUGUCAACCUCAAAUAACCUGUAUAAACUUCUUACAGAUGGCCCCAUGGAUAGGGAAAACACCCCAGAAUACAAUAUCAGCAUCAUAGCAACAGACAAAGGCACGCCUCCUCUUUCAACAGAGAAGACUAUCUCCCUGAAGAUUUCAGAUAUCAAUGAUAACUCUCCUACCUUUGAGAAAUUAUCUUACACUGCCUUUGUGCCAGAGAACAAUCUUUCAGGAACCUCCAUUUUCCGUAUUCAAGCCUCAGAUCCAGAUCUGGAACGCAAUGCCCAAAUCACUUACUCCCUCCUCAGAAGCAACAUUCAAGAGCUGCCUCUUUCAUCUUACCUCUCCAUUAACUCUGAAACUGGCAUCAUCUAUGCUCAGCGCUCCUUCGACUAUGAACAGUGCCGGGAGUUUCAGGUGGAGGUGAGAGCCCAAGAUGGAGGCUCCCCACCGCUCAGCAGCACUGCCACUGUGAAGGUCUUCAUCCUGGACCAGAAUGACAAGAACCCUGAAAUCCUUUACCCUUCUCAGGGAGCGGAGGGCUCAGCCUUGUUUGAGAUGGUGCCUCGCUCAGCGGAGGAGGGCUAUCUGGUGACCAAGGUGGUGGCGGUGGAUGCUGACUCUGGGCACAAUGCUUGGCUCUCUUACCAUCUGGUCCAGGCCACUCAACCAGGGCUCUUCACAAUUGGGGUCCAUAAUGGUGAGAUCAGGACAUCCCGGACAUUUUUGGAAAGAGAUGCUCUCAAGCAGAAGUUGGUAAUUUUAGUGAAGGAUAAUGGCCAGCCACCA
This is a messenger RNA of Sceloporus undulatus (fence lizard), 1988 nucleotides long. RefSeq names its product protocadherin gamma-B5-like. The record is from RefSeq and is a predicted model, not a curated record. Gene Ontology annotation, biological process: homophilic cell-cell adhesion. The transcript has a single exon. Lineage: Eukaryota; Metazoa; Chordata; Lepidosauria; Squamata; Phrynosomatidae. The annotation marks the transcript as partial. Gene Ontology annotation, molecular function: calcium ion binding. Gene Ontology annotation, cellular component: plasma membrane.